Molecule: messenger RNA, 2539 nt
Organism: Galendromus occidentalis (western predatory mite)
Lineage: Eukaryota; Metazoa; Arthropoda; Arachnida; Mesostigmata; Phytoseiidae
Product: serine/threonine-protein kinase MARK2
Exons: 12
Coding region: 1-2283 (760 amino acids)
Biological process (GO): microtubule cytoskeleton organization; intracellular signal transduction; protein phosphorylation
Cellular component (GO): cytoplasm
Molecular function (GO): ATP binding; tau-protein kinase activity
Source: RefSeq, a predicted model, not a curated record
AUGAGUGCAGGACCUGCUAGCGUGGUGCGACCUGCCCCACCUCCCCUUCAGACAGUGCCCGAAACCGAAGCUCCUCCAGUUUCCAGUGGGGUACGAGAGUCUUCGUCAUCUGCCACCGGCGCGUCCGGAGCUGGUACAGUUGGUGCAAGUAGCGGAGGGGCUGGUGGUGGCAGUGGAGGAGGGAGCAUCACGAGCGGAGGAGGCUCGACGAGUAGAGGAACAAGCUCAAGCAGACCACAACGAUCCGACGAACCAAUUGUUGGGAGAUAUCGCUUGUUGAAAACUAUUGGAAAAGGGAACUUCGCUAAGGUGAAACUAGCACGUCAUCAGCCAACUAACCGUGAAGUGGCCAUCAAGAUCAUUGACAAAACUCAAUUGAAUCACUCUUCGCUGCAAAAGCUCUUCCGUGAAGUCAGAAUCAUGAAGAUGCUUUCUCACCCGAACAUCGUUAAACUUUAUCAGGUGAUUGAGACAGAGAAAACUCUGUACCUCGUAAUGGAGUACGCGGCAGGUGGAGAAGUUUUCGAUUAUCUCGUCGCCCAUGGCCGGAUGAAGGAAAAGGAGGCGCGCGCCAAAUUCCGCCAAAUCGUGUCGGCAGUUCAGUACUGUCAUCAGAAGAAAAUCAUACACCGUGAUUUAAAAGCCGAAAAUCUUCUGUUGGAUGCUGAAAUGAACAUCAAAAUCGCCGACUUUGGCUUUAGCAACGAGUUCGUUCCAGGGCAGAAGCUGGACACGUUUUGUGGCAGUCCUCCGUAUGCAGCACCAGAGCUUUUCCAGGGCAAAAAAUACGACGGGCCCGAGGUCGACGUGUGGUCUCUGGGGGUUAUUCUCUACACACUCGUGUCGGGCAGUCUGCCCUUCGACGGAGCGAACUUGAAGGAACUUCGCGAACGAGUGCUCCGGGGGAAGUAUCGCAUUCCGUUCUACAUGUCGACAGACUGCGAAUCCUUAUUGAAGAAGUUCCUGGUGUUAAAUCCUCAGAAAAGAGCGACUCUCGAAACAAUCAUGCGCGAGAAAUGGAUGAACCUUGGCUUCGAGGAUGAUGAAUUGCGGCCGUAUCAAGAACCUCCGAUAGAGUUGAAUGACCAGCGACGAAUUGAUGCUUUGGUCCAGAUAGGCUAUAACCGUCAAGACGUUGAAGAAUCAUUGAAGGCUCGAAAAUACGACGAUGUGAUGGCCAAUUACCUGUUGCUUGGGGGAGUCUCCGAGGGCGGGGACUCAGCGAACGCGAGUCGGUCCGGCAGUUCUCUUAGCUUGAGACAGCAAGCUCAGGGACUCCAGCUGCCGAUUCGGGACAUCCAGAGUUCGAGCAACAGUUCACAUUCAGGCGGCAACGUUCAACGUUCGGUCUCUGCGGCGACCAAUAAGGGCGGUGCCACCCGUCGACUCAGCGGAAGUCCUGGACAGCAAUCCGGGCAGAAUAGUACAACGGAAGGUGUCCAAAACGGAUCAAAGAAAACUUCCAGCCCAUCGCGACCAGGUGUCGUAGGCUCAAUGCGCGUGAAAUCGGCCGCGGCAUCAUCUGAUAGGAGUGAGCGUGUCUCGUUGGGUGGUUCUGGAGCCUCAAGAGACUCAAACCAAGGCCAGAUAGGACAUACGGCUAGCCCAGCCAACGCCAAUACCCUGAGCCAACAAACGCAUAACGGACAACAGAACUCGCGAACACCAUUGUCCGUGUCAAACAGCGUGGGACCUCUGGCGUCCCUAGGUGGAAAACCGAUCUCCUGCCUGGCGUCAUCCCCACAGGAUCCUCUACAAAACAGGCAGCCGCAGCCAGCCUUCCCCAGAGGUACGGCUAACCGUUCAACGUUCCAUUCUGGUCAGAACCGGGCAACGGCGAAUCGAAGUCACCAGGCCGAAGCAAGGUGGGCCAAUCAGAGUCAGGACACGUCUGCAGCUUCGCAUCACAAUUCGAGAGGCUUUUUCUCGAAAAUCAGUUCGAGGUUCAGCAAAAGACCACUGAAUAGCGAAGAUCAGGUGAAGCCUCGAUCGUUGAGGUUCACAUGGAGUAUGAAGACGACGUCAUCUCGAGAUCCAAAUGAGAUAAUGGCAGAGAUCCGAAAGGUUCUCGAUCGCAAUAACUGCGAUUACGACCAACGGGAGAAGUUCCUCUUGCUUUGCGUAUACGGUGAUCCCAAUAACGAAACACUCGUGCAAUGGGAGAUCGAAGUGUGCAAACUACCUAGACUAUCUCUCAAUGGCGUCCGAUUCAAACGGAUCAGUGGUACAUCAAUAGGCUUCAAGAACAUCGCUUCCAAGGUGGCGAAUGAACUCAAACUCUAGGAACGAGCCUCUUCUGACUCAGACAGCGACCGUUCGGUGGUCGGACAUCCCAAAUAGGCACGAGAAGAAGAAACGUAAAAUUCGCGAUCGGGCUCCGGGAAAGCGAGAAAUUGUUGAGAGACACCAUCAGCUGUAAUCGAUCAGCGAUGUAUUUCCGAUCAGGAAGCUUCAGCAAAUUAGGUUCAUCAUAAUCGAGCGAGAUCGGAGUCGGCGUUGCAAUGGACACAAGGGAGAUAGGCAGCUGCCUUGAGGAUAC